AUGGAUUAAAAUUUACAACAUUAUUUUGACGCCAAUCAACUUGGACUAAGAAUGUUAAUGCUUCAGAUCAUUAAGUACAAUUCUUGUAUAUUUUAGACUUGAGAUAUCGACAGUGAUUAAGGCAAGUGAUGAAUA
Molecule: messenger RNA, 135 nt
Organism: Paramecium octaurelia
Lineage: Eukaryota; Ciliophora; Oligohymenophorea; Peniculida; Parameciidae
Source: the annotation of a GenBank genome assembly